AUGGGAGCGUUUAUCGCCAAGAUGUUGCUGCCCACCAUCAGCAGUUUGGUGUUCCUUCCUGCAGCCAGUGUUGCCGCCAAGAGGGGUUUCCACAUGGAGGCCAUGGUCUAUUUCUUCACAAUGUUCUUCAUAGCGAUUUACCAUGCGUGUGAUGGUCCAGGUUUGUCCAUUCUCUGUUUCAUGAAGUAUGAGAUCCUGGAGUACUUCAGCGUGUAUGGCACAGCUAUCUCCAUGUGGGUCACACUACUAGCACUGGGAGAUUUCGAUGAACCCAAGAGGUCUUCGCUCACCAUGUUUGGGGUGUUGACAUCAGCUGUGAGAAUCUACCAGGACCGCUUAGGCUACGGCAUCUACUCCGGCCCCAUUGGAACAGCUGUCUUUAUGAUAACAGUCAAAUGGUUACAAAAAAUGAAGGAAAAAAAAGGCCUUUAUCCUGACAAAAGUGUUUACACUCAACAAGUGGGGCCAGGGUUCUGCUUCGGUGCUCUUGCUUUGAUGCUUCGCUUCUAUUUCGAGGAGUGGGACUACGCUCAUGUCCACAGUUUCUACCAUGUGUCACUGGCUGUGUCCUUCAUUCUGCUGCUGCCCAAGAAGAACCGUUAUGCCGGGACGGGACGCAACGCAGCCAAACUCAACUGCUACACCCUCUGUUGCUGUGUAUGA
This is a messenger RNA of Sinocyclocheilus anshuiensis, 663 nucleotides long. RefSeq names its product protein myomaker-like. Lineage: Eukaryota; Metazoa; Chordata; Actinopteri; Cypriniformes; Cyprinidae. Bases 1 to 663 code for a protein of 220 amino acids. Gene Ontology annotation, cellular component: membrane. The record is from RefSeq and is a predicted model, not a curated record. The transcript is spliced from 5 exons.